GACAAUUUAUUGUGUGAUAUGAAUGCCUUAAAUGAAAUAAAAAACCAAUUAUUAAGGUCAGUAAUGGAGUAUAAGCCCAAGCCAGCCCAGCACUAUUGAACAGUUUGUUUACACAGUGGCCCGCCGGUUGUCCUUCCUUCUCUUCCUCUUAUCAGGAUGGCCAUGCUGGAGGCUGUGGAGGUGGUGGCCGGGAGGUUCCGUGGCUGCCUGGUGGGCGCCCUCUUGGGGGACUGUCUUGGGGCACCAUUUGAGAUGGAUCCCAAAGCUUCACCCUCAGUGCUUAAUUCAUACUUUAAGAGGCUCCAUGACCCUAAUCUCAAAGUGCCAUACAAGCAGUACACUGAUGACACUGCCAUGACCAGGUGUGUGGCUCUUUCCCUCAUUGAGAAGAAAGGGUUCGUUGCCGAGGACAUGGCCAAGCGGUUUGUUAAAGAGUACUUCGCUGAGCCAAGGCGAGGGUAUGGUGGUAAUGUUGUUAUGGUGUUCAUGGGGCUCCGAGCCACCAAGUUCAAGGAUGUGUUUGCCCCGGCAGCAUUGCAGUUUGAUGGUCGGGGCUCCUAUGGGAAUGGAGGUGCCAUGCGAGCUGCUCCAAUUGCUCUUUUCUGCCACAAUUCCUCUGAACAAGAGCUUGUGGACACAGCCAAGAACAUGGCCCUUAUCACACAUGCCAACAAGAUGGGCUACAAUGGAACCAUUCUUCAGUGCCUGGCAGUGCACGAGGCCCUCCAAACAACCAGAGAAUUAGAUGGUGUCAAGUUCAUAGAUAAACUUAUAGAAAAAAUGAGAAUAGUGGAACAGCCUGGAGAAGAUGACAUAAUAGAUGAGGGAGAUGAGCCAUUUUUGUAUGUCAAGAAGUUGGAGAAAGUGUUGGAGCUGCUGGAACACGGGAACUCUGUUGAGGGAGAGCAGGUGGAGGAAGAGCUGGGUGUGGAUGUUUCUGCCCAUAGAUCUGUGCCAACUGCCAUUUACUCCUUCCUCAGAGCUUUAAAUCCCAUCCCAAGCAUUGAGACUGACAAUGAGUUCCAGAGGACCCUGCAGUAUGCCAUCAGCUUGGGUGGAGACACAGACACCAUAGCAUCCAUGGCAGGAAGCAUUGCAGGGGCUUAUUAUGGAAUAGAAAAAGUUCCCCAAACCCUCCAGAGACAUUGUGAAGCUUUGUCAGAUGCCAUACAGCAGGCAGACAAACUCUACCAACUUAUGAAGUCCAGGACGUCAGCAUCUUAAAAGCUGCCGGGAGCUGAGAACGAACUUGCAAGCACCAAACCCAUUGAGCUACCCUGACCCCACUUAAAGAGUUUGCUCUUUGGCCUGCAGAAUGUUCAUAGUGGUUCGCAAUUUAAAAUAAACUUGCCAUUUUA
Eriocheir sinensis (Chinese mitten crab) is the source of this 1358-nucleotide messenger RNA. Its product is annotated as ADP-ribosylhydrolase ARH3-like. The record is from RefSeq and is a predicted model, not a curated record. Bases 157 to 1224 code for a protein of 355 amino acids. The transcript is spliced from 10 exons. NCBI's taxonomy places the organism in Eukaryota, Metazoa, Arthropoda, Malacostraca, Decapoda, Varunidae. Gene Ontology annotation, cellular component: nucleus; mitochondrion.